AUGAAUACAACAGAUAAAUUAGAUGAUCGAAUUAUGCACAGAUCAAUAUCAAACGAAACAUCAUUUUAUUUAUGGUGGAUACUAAUUGGAAUCUUUUCUUCAUUUCUAAUUACUGAAUUAAUAUCUCCAGCUUUAUCAAGAAUCUAUUGUAAAUCUUAUGAAAGUAUUUCACGUAAACAAUAUCUAGAAUGGAACGCAAGAUGGCUAUCAACAGUGCAUUCCAUCUUCAUUUUACUGAUCAGUUUCUACUGUUUACUAUUUAACAAGAAAAUGCAUGAAGAUAAAUUCUUUUACUCAGACUUCUUAAGCAACGUUGGAAUGUGCAUAUCAUGCGGUUAUAUGAUUUAUGAUUCACUGACAAUGAUCAUGUACUUAAAAGGUGCUUCAUUAUGGACUUACAUAAUCCAUCAUUCGAUUGUUAUCUGGGGAAGUUCAGCAUUUUUAUCCAAUGAAAUUGGAAAAUACUAUGCAUAUUUGAAGUAUCUGACAGAACUUUCUACUCCCUUCAUUAAUCUCAGGUGGUUUCUGCGUACAUGUGGAUAUUCUUCACAUCACAAAUACGUUGCCAUAGCAACCUCUUUAUUUGCCGUCACAUUUAUUCUAACAAGAAAUAUUUGUGCUGUUCCAUUUUGGUAUUUGGUAUCCUACAAUAUACAUCAUCAUACCAGUGAAGCACAACGGAUAUUUCUUAUUGAUGCCUUCAAAAUUUAUUUUAUUUUGGGUAUCAUACUUGACAUACUGAAUCUAUUCUGGGGUGCAAUUAUAUGUUCAAUGUUAUGGCAAUCAAUCAAAGUUUUGAAAAAUUCACAGUGUGUAGAAUCAGAAUGACUGUUACGUUAAAUGAUUUGAAUUCCAUGGCUGCUGUUCUUAUCACUAAUAAAUGACCUUAGUUUUUACUAUAAUUCAAAAACAGAAAUAUUCAAACAAGCUUGAAGACUUUUAUUUCUACAGUAUUCCAUAUUUUAUAUAUUUAUGAUUAUAAUUUUUAAUUAAA
Messenger RNA from Schistosoma haematobium, 994 nucleotides. RefSeq lists its product as uncharacterized. Gene Ontology annotation, cellular component: endoplasmic reticulum; membrane. Lineage: Eukaryota; Metazoa; Platyhelminthes; Trematoda; Strigeidida; Schistosomatidae. The record is from RefSeq and is a predicted model, not a curated record. Gene Ontology annotation, biological process: lipid homeostasis. The transcript has 6 exons. Bases 1 to 828 code for a protein of 275 amino acids.